Molecule: messenger RNA, 2089 nt
Organism: Lobosporangium transversale
Lineage: Eukaryota; Fungi; Mortierellomycota; Mortierellomycetes; Mortierellales; Mortierellaceae
Product: origin recognition complex subunit 2-domain-containing protein
Exons: 3
Coding region: 20-1849 (609 amino acids)
Biological process (GO): DNA replication
Cellular component (GO): nucleus; nuclear origin of replication recognition complex
Molecular function (GO): DNA replication origin binding
Source: RefSeq, a predicted model, not a curated record
AUUACAUUCAUACAUCAGUAUGGUUACCAUUACUUACCAGGGGAAUGAUGAGAUUCCUAUACAUUUCACCUGUAUCGUUUCGGUUCAGGAUGCAGAAAGAGAAGCUGUGAUCUGUAAACGCCUUAGGAAGGCAUUGCCAGCACACGCAUCCCGUGGUAGACACGUAGAUAUAUAUUCAGGAUUGACUGUGAAUAAACCGAACAGCUUCAUAACUGCAACAAAAGCCAAAGAUUCUCGCGAAGAAGACUUUGAAACCAACCCUGGAUUACAGGAUGUUUUUUUACCUGGAGAAAAAACAUCCAAAAGGGAUGACGGCGCGACCGCAAGUGAUGGUUCGCAAGAUCCAAAUAUCGCCGCUCAUGCUCACGCGCGUGGUCGCGAGGUUUUUGGGUUUCAAGCACAACGCAAAUAUGCAGGUCUUAAAGCUUUGAUCGAGCAACAGCAGCAUCACCACCAAGGUCAAAGCUCCUUGUCCACAUCUCAGAAACAGCAGCAGUUCAGCGGAUCUGGGUUGGAAAUAAGCUCGGGAACGCGCGAUAGUAUUGUAGCUAAAAGAUCAUUAGCUGAUCGAGAAGCCAAGAGAAGACGCUAUACACAGACGAUAUCAAGAAUGAACCAGGCAAGCUCAGGAGAGGACGAAGACGAGAACAUGGAUGAUGACGAUGACGAUGGACAAGAAAGUGAGGACAAUUCAGACAUUGAAAGCGAAUCUGAUAACGAGAAGAAGAGGCAGGAUAGCUUUAGAGAUACCAUAGUUCAUGAUGCGAAUGAGCCACAAAAGUCGUUCUUCGAGGAAGAUGAAAUGGGUGCGGAGCGAUAUUUCCAGGAUUUAUAUCAAAAAUCAAGGACAUCCAAUAACACCCUAUCAAAGUUACCAACUCUGGAGCACACUGAUUUUAUCCAAGCCAUGAAGCAAGCCCCUGUUAAGCAUGCAGCAGAGAUGGAAAUGUUGAAUCUUCUAUAUGAGGAACAAUUUUCCCAGUGGUACUUCGAGCUCGUCUCUGGAUUCAAUUUGUUAAUGUAUGGCUAUGGUUCCAAGCGUCUGCUACUCACAAAGUUCGCCAUGAUAACGCUUACGGAUGCACCCUUGAUUAUUGUUAACGGAUAUUUUCCGACAGUGACGGUCAAGGAGGUACUCGACAAGAUUAGCUCAGGGGCCCUAGGGCACAGCAAACCCACAGGGACAUUACAGGAACAAAUUGCGCUUAUACAAGCCUACUUUUCGCAACCUGAUCGCGCAAUUCAAAAGAUAUAUUUACUCAUCCAUAAUAUUGAUGGAGCAAGUCUACGUUCAGAAAAAUCUCAGUCCGCACUUAGUCUUUUGGCUUCAUGUCCUCAAAUCCAUCUUAUAGCCUCCAUAGAUCAUAUCAAUGCCAACAUCCUCUGGGAUACAGUCAAAGCUGCACGAUUCCGUUGGGUCUGGCAUGAGCUCACGACGUUUAAGCCUUAUUUGACAGAAACAAGCUUUGAAAACUCUAUUAUGGUCCGUCAGGGUGAGCUCGGGCCGAGAGGUAUCCAGUUUGUGUUGGCGAGUUUGACGUCAAACGGCAGGGGUCUGUUCAAGAUUCUUGCAGAGCAUCAGAUUCAAGCGGAGCAAGAGAUAACCGCUGAAUCUGGCUCCGGCACAGUAACCAAAAAUCAGCUAGACUUGGGUAUGCCCUACAACACGUUGUUCAAGAAAUGUCAGGAGAACUUCCUUGUCAGCAAUGCUUUGACAUUCCGAACACAGCUGACUGAGUUUAGAGACCACCGAAUCGUGCAAUCCAAGAAAGGACCCGACGGGGUGGAGAUUUUGUAUAUUCCUCUUUCAGCAAGUAUUCUCGAAGGCAUUAUUGAGAAGAUGAACUAAUGAAAAAAGAGGAAAAAAAAUGUUACUGAGAUGUUAGGCAAUUGUUAUGGAACGAUCUCAAUUACCGCAUUUUCUAGAUUUAUAAACCGGACGAUGCGGCGGCCUAGGGGAUCUGUCCUUAUUCAUGCCAGGUGCAUACAGCGGUAGCUGAAGCUCUUUGGAUCAUAAUUAUAUAAUCAUAAAAUGGCAUGAGCCAAACAUUGGAGAAACUGAAAAUACUAGUCAAAUGCUAUACCGUCG